UUGGGAAAGAGCUAAAAGGGGGGAGAUGUGAUGAGAUGUGAUGCGAGCUAUCUGCGGUUCCACUCCUGACCUGCAGGGGGCACGGCAGGGGGGUGUUGCAGAAUGAGAGAGACUGAUAGCAUGUUGUAAAGCGGAGCUCGGUUCGGAGUGCAUUAAUAAAGAGGUUCCGAAGCUACUUCCAUGAGUCAGUGGAUUCAUGACAGUUUCAUGAACAGUUUGAAUAAAGAUUUUUCCAAAACGGUAGCUCGACAUUACCGCCCUCUUCAGUUCUGGAAUGCAAUUGCACUGUUUCCAUAUAUGGUAUUGUGCCCAGUGCCCACUCCCCGCCCCGUGCUACAACCAUCGACAUUAAUAUAUGCCGAGACACGAUCGCUGUGCUGUUCUGAGAUAACUCGGUGGACUUGCUGUUAGCUAAACACGGCUAAAGAAAACCUGCUACCCCUUCAGGAUCAUCCAUAUGCUGGGACUGAUUCAUCGUGUGUUCUUCACCAUCUGGACCUGGCCAGCAUGGAUACAGAUUCAAGGAAGAGAGAGGAGACGGAUGAGAAACCUCUGCUCUUACAUUUCCACAACCAUCCAAUGAAAGACGGAGGUGUCCAAACCAGCAGCUUGGCUGGGCAGAUGACAGCAAAAGUUGGUGGAGGAGCAGAAACUAGCAAGAACCUAGAUCUGGACCCUAAUGAAAAUACAUCUGAUUCUUCAGAGAUUGAAGUUAGUGGAGAAGAUGAAGAUGAUGUGAAUCUAGACUCUGAGCGUUCAGACUCUGGGCCUGAAACUGGAAAAGGAGACCAUGGCUGUAAUGAGAACAAGUCUUCAGAGUCAGAUAUUAAGACCGUCAAUAAAUCAUUUAGCUGCCCUGUGUGUGGUAUACGGUUCCUCCACAAGUGGUCUCUUCAGAAACAUGUGAAAGUGGCAAGUCACUCAGCAGUAAAGUCUUCAGAGUGUUUGGUUAAUACAAAAUGUGUGAAAGAGAAGCAACAUGGAGGCUCAUGCAGAAAAGUCCAGAAACAACCUAAAUCAUUUAGUUGUGAUGACUGUGGGAAAAUAUUUAACCUAAAGUCCAGUUUAACCCGUCAUAUGAAAGGCCACACCGGGGAGAAGCCUUUUGCGUGUGACCUUUGUGGACAAAGAUUUAGCCAUAAAAAUAGUUUAAACUGUCACAUGAGAGUCCACACAGGAGAGAAACCUUUUGCCUGUGAGCUCUGUGGGAAUAGAUUUAGUCAAAAAGGACAUUUAAACAAACACACGAGUGUCCACACAGGACAAAAGCCUUUUGCCUGUGAGCUCUGUGGACAAAGAUUUAGCCAUAAACAGCAUUUAAACACACACAUGAGAGUCCAUACAGGAGAGAAACCUUUUGCCUGUGAGCUCUGUGGACAAACAUUUAGCCAUAAAGGUCUUUUAAACACACACAUGAGAGUCCACAGAGGAGAAAAGCCUUUUGCUUGCGAGCUGUGUGGGAAUAGAUUUAGUGAAAAGGGAAAUUUAAACAAACACAUGAGUGUCCACAUCGGACAGAAGCCUUUCGCCUGUGAGCUCUGUGGACAAAGAUUUAGCCAUAAACAUAGUUUAAACACACACAUGAGAGUCCACACAGGAGAGAAGCCUUUUGCUUGUGAGCUCUGUGGGAAUAGAUUUAGUGUAAAGGGAAAUUUAAACAAACACAUGAGUGUCCACACAGGACAGAAGCCUUUCGCCUGUGAGCUCUGUGGACAAAGAUUUAGCCGAAAGUCACAUUUAAACAUUCACAUGAAAGUCCACACAGGAGAGAAGCCUUUUGCUUGUGAGCUCUGUGGAACGAGAUUUAGCCAAAAGACAACUUUAAACACACACAUGAGAGUCCACACAGGAGAUAAGCCUUUUGCCUGUGAGCUAUGUGGACAAAGAUUUAGCCAUAAACAUAAUUUAAACUCACACAUGAGAGUCCACACAGGACAGAAGCCUUUCGCCUGUGAGCUCUGUGGACAAAGAUUUAGCCGAAAGUCACAUUUAAAUAUUCACAUGAAAGUCCACACAGGACAGAAGCCUUUUGCUUGUAAACUCUGUGGAAUGAGAUUUAGCCAAAAGACAAAUUUAAACACACACAUGAGAGUCCACACAGGAGAGAAGCCUUUUGCCUGUGAGCUCUGUGGACAAAGAUUUAGCCAUAAACAUCAUUUAAACAGACACUUGAGAGUCCACAAGGACUGAAGCCUUCCGCCUGUGAGCUCUGUGGACAAAGAUUUAGCCAAAAGUCACAUUUAAACAUUCACAUGAAAGUCCUCACAGGAGAGAAGACUUUUGCCAGUGAGCUUUGUGGAACGAGAUUUAGCCAAAAGUCAACUUUAAACACACACAUGAGAGUCCACAAAGGAAAGAAGCCUUUCGCCUGUGAGCUCUGUGGAACGAGAUUUAGCCGAAAGACAAAUUUAAACAUUCACAUGAGAGUUCACACUGGCUUUUCUCCUGUGAGUGUGGUGGAAAAGAUUUUCCCAAAAAAUCAAUUUAAGCGGUCACAAAAGAGUCCAUAAAAGACAGAAACAUUUUGCUUUUGAGCUCUGUGGACGAAGAUUUAGCCGAAAGAAAACUUUAAACAAUCAUCUAAGCAUCCUCUAGGGCUGAACGAUCUAUUGAAGGUGUCUCCAAAUUUUACUGGCCCGUGAGCUACUUUUACACAAUGAAAGUACAGCAGAUUUACUGCCAUAUGAUUUAUUUACAUUGAUACUUUCCAUGUGUGAAUGUGCUUAUGUUAAACUAAUGCUAUACUUCCUAUAUUAACAUGCAUUGUACUCACAAGUUGAUUUCUCUGUAUUUCAGUACAUCAGUAUAUAUAUUUUUUAAAAGUAUAAGUAAACUAGUGACAUUCUGAAAACCAAAUUGAACAAAACAUAUUUAGUUUAUUAAACUAAUCAGAUACUUUCAGAUAAUGAAUAACAAAUCUACUUCAUGUGAAUGAUUUGAUAUUUUUUAGAAGCUUAGUAACAUAAAUUUUUAAGCACACAGGAACACCUAACCUGUAAAGCUGAUGAUAUUUUAUAUAAAA
Molecule: messenger RNA, 3022 nt
Organism: Nothobranchius furzeri (turquoise killifish)
Lineage: Eukaryota; Metazoa; Chordata; Actinopteri; Cyprinodontiformes; Nothobranchiidae
Source: RefSeq, a predicted model, not a curated record